UCAAAAAAGAAUUUAAUGUUAAGAGUUUCUUCUCUCUAAUUUUAUUUUAUUUCAUUUCUUUUUUUCUUUCUUUCUCCUCUCUUUCUCUCACCAUCACACAGAACACAGAAGAGAGUCCAUGGCUGCUUCUUCAUCCUCUGCUGCUUCCUUCUUUGGAGUUCAACAAGAUGAUCAAUCUCACCUUCUUCCUCCUAAUUCCUCCGCAGCCGCUCCUCCUCUUCCUACUCACCACCAGCCACCGCAGUCUCAGCAGCCCCUUGAUGCUCCACCGCAGAAAAAGAAGAGAAACCAACCAAGAACUCCAAAUUCCGAUGCAGAAGUGAUAGCUUUGUCUCCAAAGACACUAAUGGCUACAAACAGAUUCAUAUGUGAAGUAUGCAACAAAGGGUUUCAAAGAGAACAGAAUCUACAACUUCACCGAAGAGGACACAAUCUUCCAUGGAAACUUAAGCAGAAAUCGACCAAAGAAGUGAAGAGGAAAGUGUAUCUUUGUCCGGAGCCCACGUGCGUCCACCAUGACCCGUCACGUGCUCUCGGAGACCUCACCGGAAUCAAGAAACAUUAUUACCGUAAACACGGUGAAAAGAAGUGGAAAUGCGAGAAAUGUUCUAAGCGUUACGCUGUUCAAUCGGAUUGGAAAGCUCACUCCAAGACUUGUGGUACCAAAGAAUAUCGUUGCGACUGUGGUACACUAUUCUCCCGGCGAGACAGUUUCAUUACACACAGAGCCUUUUGUGACGCGUUGGCUCAAGAGAGUGCGAGACACCCAACUUCUUUGACUUCUUUGCCAAGUCACCACUUUCCAUACGGACAAAAUACCAACAACUCCAACAAUACUUCAAGCAUGAUCCUUGGUUUGUCCCACAUGGGGCCCUCACAGAAUCUUGAUCAUGAGUCCGGCGAACGUCUCCGACUCGGAAGCAGCGGAGGAGGAGGUGCAGGAGCCGCCUCACGCUCUUCCUCCGAUCUCAUUGCUGCAAAUGCUUCGGGUUACUUCAUGCAAGAGCAAAACCCUAGCUUUCAUGAUCAACAAGACCAUCAUCAACAAGGGUUUUUGGCUGCAAGCAAUAACAUCAAGGCAUCACCAAUGAACUUUCAACAAAGUCUGAUGCAGUUCUCACAUGAUAGCCAUAACUGUCCUUCUUCCAAUCUCUUCAAUCUCAGCUUCCUCUCUGGACACAAUGGAGUUGCUUCUGCUACAAGCAACCCAAAUGCUGCUGCUGUUUCAUCUGGCAAUCUUAUGAUUUCUAACAAUUUUGAUGGAGAAAAUGCUGUUAGAGGCGGAGGUGGACGAGGAGGAGGAGAAGGAAGUACAGGUCUCUUCCCUAACAAUCUGAUGACCUCGGCGGACAGAAUCAGCACAGGAGCAGUGCCUUCACUCUUUAGCUCAUCAAUGCAAAAUCCCAAUUCAACAACUCACAUGUCAGCCACUGCUCUUCUUCAGAAAGCUGCUCAAAUUGGUUCAAGCUCGAGCAACAACAACAAUAGUAACAAUGCUUCAUCGAUUCUAAGAAGCUUUGGGAGUGGUAUGUACGGAGAAAGCGAGAGUAAUCUUAAUGAUUUGAUGAACUCAUUCUCUAACCCAGGCGCAACGGGAAACAACGUUAAUAGAGUAGAUUCUCCGUCAUACGGAGGAGUGAACAAAGGAUUAAACGCUGAUAAACAAAGCAUGACCAGAGACUUUCUUGGGGUUGGACAGAUCGUAAGAAGCAUGAGUGAAAGCGGAGGGUUUCAACAACAAAAACAACAACAACAACAUGGGAAUAGUACAGAAAGAGUUGGCUCUUCGUCGGAUUCCGCCGAUAGAAACAGCAUAAAUGUGAAUCCUGGUGGUGGUCCAGCAAGUUCACCACCCUAUGGAAUCCAUCGUGCUAGUUUCUAGCUAAGACGAUUUUUAGUUCAUCAAAGUACAUAUGCUAUAUCUUUCAGGUAUGCAUAUUGUCAUCAAACCCCAUUUGAAGUAAUUAAUUAUAUUUAAGUCGCAAAAAGUUGCAAUGUAUCUACACUCACCUCCUUUUUUUCUUUUGUAAAAGAUUUACCUUUAUAUAAAUGAAUUUCCUCCUGAAUU
This is a messenger RNA of Brassica oleracea var. oleracea, 2068 nucleotides long. Its product is annotated as protein indeterminate-domain 5, chloroplastic. Gene Ontology annotation, cellular component: nucleus. The transcript has 3 exons. The record is from RefSeq and is a predicted model, not a curated record. NCBI's taxonomy places the organism in Eukaryota, Viridiplantae, Streptophyta, Magnoliopsida, Brassicales, Brassicaceae. Bases 119 to 1882 code for a protein of 587 amino acids. Gene Ontology annotation, molecular function: DNA-binding transcription factor activity.